Molecule: messenger RNA, 375 nt
Organism: Rhopilema esculentum
Lineage: Eukaryota; Metazoa; Cnidaria; Scyphozoa; Rhizostomeae; Rhizostomatidae
Source: RefSeq, a predicted model, not a curated record
AUGCCGCCGUCAAAGCAAAGACUGAGCCAUCUCAUUAAAACCGAGCCAGCAGAGAACUUCGAGAUGCAGGCUACAGCAAACAGCAUUCUUGGCAAAAGAAAAUACAAAGAAACUAUCUACGGUGCAGCGACAGCACGGGCAUCCAAGCGAGCUCGAAACAUUGACGAGUCGUCAGACGGAGAAACGUCUCCAAGGAACUUUCGCCCUCAUGCUGGAGUUAAAGAGAAGGACAGAGCAAAAGCUUUUAACAUCGCCUUUGACAGGUUGAGACAGUCCAUACCGUCAUUACCAAAAAGCAAGAAAUUAUCCAAAAUUGAGGUUCUGAGACUUGCAAUUUGUUAUCUGGCAUAUUUGCAAAACGUUCUCAAUGAAUAA